Effrenium voratum is the source of this 1002-nucleotide messenger RNA. The record is from the annotation of a GenBank genome assembly. Lineage: Eukaryota; Dinophyceae; Suessiales; Symbiodiniaceae.
AUGUUAGACAAGCAACAGGGCUUUCGUUCCUUUGGAGAGCAGGCACUUCACUAUUUUGAUCGCCCCCACGAGGCCGUCACCACGUCUGAGAUCACCAGCCCAGCAGCCUGGAUCGGUCGUGAUCUCCCGUUGCUGGAAGACUUAGCUUAUGUGCUGACUGAAGACGACAAAGCGGAAAUGGAUGCAGGGCUGGCGAGAGCGAAAGCUAGCGGCAAGGCCGAUCGCGAUCUUCUUGCAGACGACUUCCCGCUGCCGACCUUGUCGGCUCGUAUUCGUCAAUGGCGCGAUGCAGUAGGCGGGGGUAUUGGGUUUCAGGUGAUCAGAGGCGUGCCGGUUGAGCGUUGGUCGCGGGAUGAUGCUGAGCUUUUCUUUUGGUGCCUUGGCCUGCAUCUUGGACGACCUGGCGGGCAAAAUCCGCAGGGCGAUCUCCUGGGGCAUGUGACAGAUACAAAUGCCUCAAAGACUGAUCCCAUGGUCCGGCUCUAUCAGACAUCAGCGAACAUCGAUUACCAUUGUGAUGCGGCUGAUGUUGUGGGCCUUCUUUGCCUUAAGAAAGCGAAGUCAGGCGGUCAGAGCCGGAUUGUCAGUUCCGUCACCGUCUUCAAUGAACUUGUGAAACGACGGCCAGACCUGGUGGCGCGCCUGUUCGAGCCGUUCCAACUGGAUUCGCGGGGCGAGUCCAAGGACGAUGCGCCGGGCAGCAUUCCCAUCACACCCUGCUGCCAUGCCGGUGGCAAGUUGAGAACUUUCUAUCAUUCGGAUUAUUUUCGCUCUGCUGUGCGUCACGCGGAAGUACCGCCUUUUACACAAGACGAGCGGGCACUGCUCGACACUUAUGAGCAGAUCGCGGCAGAAUCUGGCAUCUACCUGGAUAUGGAUUUGCAGCCCGGCGACAUUCAACUCUUGUCGAACCAUACCAAUCUGCACGCUCGCACAGACUAUGAAGACCAUGAGGAUCCUGCGGAGCGACGGCACCUGCUGAGACUUUGGUUGUCUCUCUAG